AUGGAUGCUGUACAUAGGAUUGAGCUUGGACCAUCACUUGAUGCCAUAAAUAACCCACUGCACACCCGGCCACAACGUGCCUGUCCAGAAAUUUCUGCUGUUGCAUGCCAUAUCAUCCCAGACGUUGCAAUUUUGGAUCAAAAAUUAAAUUUACUAGAUUUGGAUAUUGUAAGAACCCAUUUGCUGAACGAAGGACGCCUCUCAAUCAAACAGAUCGAGAAAAUACUAAAUGACAGUGACACAGUGCUAAGGAGCGAACCUAACUUAUUAGAGAUCGGCACCAAGUGCUAUAUUUUUGGGGACAUUCAUGGACAAUUCUAUGAUCUAAUAUCUCUUCUAAAUUCAUUUGAUCUAAAGACCCAAACCCUCUUGUUUCUGGGAGAUUAUGUUGACAGGGGGCAGUUCAGCGUCGAAACAUAUCUUUACCUGAUGCUGCUCAAAUCUCAUUAUCCCCAAAACAUAUAUAUUUUGAGGGGAAACCAUGAGAGUGAGAAAAUGACGUCGUAUUUCACAUUUAAAUCAGAAUGUCUGUCUAAGUAUAAUAUUUCAAUAUAUAACAGAUUUGUAAAAUCAUUUAAGGCUCUACCAAUUGCUGCUGUCGUUCAAAAUAUAGCCUUUUGUGCGCAUGGGGGGAUAUCUCCACACAUGAAAAAGAUUUCUGAAAUCAACACCAUUGACAGGUUCAAGGAAAUUGUAUAUAAUGGAUUGUUUUGUGAUGUGUUCUGGUCCGAUCCACACGAAUACUAUGAUCUAGGGGAUGGGAAUGCCCUGGGAGUACAAUGA
Molecule: messenger RNA, 783 nt
Organism: Vittaforma corneae ATCC 50505
Lineage: Eukaryota; Fungi; Microsporidia; Nosematidae
Exons: 1
Coding region: 1-783 (260 amino acids)
Biological process (GO): calcineurin-mediated signaling
Cellular component (GO): cytoplasm; calcineurin complex
Molecular function (GO): calmodulin binding; calmodulin-dependent protein phosphatase activity
Source: RefSeq, a predicted model, not a curated record